Molecule: messenger RNA, 3112 nt
Organism: Callithrix jacchus (white-tufted-ear marmoset)
Lineage: Eukaryota; Metazoa; Chordata; Mammalia; Primates; Cebidae
Source: RefSeq, a predicted model, not a curated record
GGGGGCGUGGCCAGAGGGGCGGGGCCUGUGGGCGUCCUGGUGAUGGUGCCUAGCAACGUCGGGGCCGAAGUAGCGACGAAGUGGGCAGAGGUCUCGGGAUCCUCUUGGAAGGGGCCUCAUGACAGAUUCCGACAAGGAUGCCCAGAAGGUUGAUCAGGCCCCCUCACAGGACAUCCCAAAACCAUGGGUGAUUCCAGCCCCCAAAGGGGUCCUGCAGCGCAUCUUUGGGACCAGCCAGGUGUUCCAAAGCAUCUGUGAAGUAAAACCAAAGGUUACGGGGUCAACAGUGCCCCUCAAAGUCAGGGAGUACUACUCCAGAGGCCAGCAGUGCUUGGAGCAGGCCGACUGGGAGACAGCUGUGCUGUUCUUCUCCCGUGCGCUCCACCUGGAACCGCAGCUGUUGGACUUAUACGCCUUGCGGGCCGAAGCCUACCUCCAGCUCUGUGACUUCUCCUCGGCCACCCAGAACUUGCGAAGGGCCUACUCCUUACAGCAGGACAACAGCAAGCACCUGGAACGCCUCACCUUUGUGAUCUACCUGAAGGGGCAAUGCCUUUUUGAGCAGUGUGCCUUCCUGGGUGCCCUGGAUGUCUUCUCACAUGCUGCUGAGCUCCAGCCCGAGAAACCAUGCUUCCGUUACCGAUGUAUGGCCUGCCUCCUGGCCCUCCAGCGAUAUCAGGAUUGCCUCUCGCUUGUCACCAAGGAGCUGAAGCAGGACACCACCAACGCUGACGUGUACAUCCUCCGGGCCAGACUCUACAACUUACUCCAGAAGCCCCACCUCUGCUUCCGGGAUUUGCACAGCGCCUUGCUGUUGACUCCAAGGCACCCGCAGGCCAGGAUGCUGCUCCAGAAGAUGGUGGCCCAGGCACAGCAGGCACGCCAAGACGCAGGGAUCCUGGCCGUGCAGGGCAGGCUGCAGCACGCACUGCAGCGCAUCAACUCUGCCAUCGACAACAACCCUCUGGACCCCAGUCUCUUCCUCUUCCGGGGCAUCAUGUACCGUCGGCUCCAGGAGUUUGAUGGGGCAGUGGAGGACUUCCUGAGGACGCUGGACAUGGUGACCGAGGACCAGGAGGACAUGGUGCAGCAGGCACAACGCCAGCUGCUGCUGACCUACAAUGACUUUGCCGUGCACUGCUACAGGCAGGGCGCCUACCAGGAGGGCGUGCUGCUGCUCAACAAGGCCCUCCGGGACGAGCAGCGGGAGAAAGGGCUCUACAUCAACCGGGGCGAUUGCUUCUUCCAGCUGGGCAAUCUGGCUUUUGCGGAGGCGGACUACCAGCAGGCGCUGGCCCUGAGCCCUCAGGACGAGGGCGCCAACAUGCGCAUGGGCCUGCUGCAGGAGAAAAUGGGCUUCUGCGAGCAGAGGCGCAGGCAGUUCCAGAAAGCAGAGGAACACUUCUCCACCGCCAUCCGGCACAACCCCCAGAAAGCCCAGUACUACCUGUACCGGGCCAAGAGCCGGCAGCUGCUGCAGAACAUUUUUGGGGCCCGCCAGGAUGUGGCCACUGUCCUGCUCCUCAACCCCAAGCAACCAAAGCUGUCCCUGCUGAUGACCAACCUCUUCCCGGGCAUGUCAGUGGAGGAGGUGCUCAGCACCCAGGUAGCCCACCUGGCCAGGCUGCAGCUGGAGCAGAUGGUGGAGGGCAGCCUGCAGGCCGGUGACCCACAAGGCAUUGUGGGGAUGCUCAGGCAGUGGGAGUUGGAGCGCCAGAAGGCCUGGGCCUUGCGGCACUCAUGGAUGCAGGGGAAGCCUUUGAUUGAGAAUUCCAAGGAGCUAAAGGCGGCCCCUGAGUUCCUGCAGGUAGAACCAGAAGGCUCAGAGGGAGAGGCUGAGGCCCCCAAGGAGAAGGAAGAGAAGAAGGAGGAGAAAAAAGAGGAGAAGAAACCAGAGCUCAUCCUUAGAAAGGUGGAGUCCCUGUCUGACAGCUACCUUGACCAGACCUCUUCAGCCUCUAGCAUUCACUCUGUCCAGGGCAGGUGUGAGCGCCUGAUGGGCGUUCUUGGCACACCCUUCCCAGUCAGGACCACAGGCACCUCAGAGACUGAGUUGUCAGCUACCUGCCAGGAAUACAGGAGCACCUCAGCCACCGCCGUGACAUUCUCUGACUCGUCACAGCUGAAGACGCAAUCCUCAGACUCUGGGAACAACCGGGAGGCACCGAGUCAUGGUCCCAGAAAAAUCAAGUCCAGCCAGGGCCAGAGGCAGAGCUCCAGCAAGAUCGAGGCCACCCAGAGCCCAAGGCAGGCACCCAGCAAGACCAAGACCACCCGGAGCCCAAGACAGAGGCCCAGAAAGGUCAAGGCUGCUUGUGGACGGAGCUGGAGACCCAGCAAGGUUGAUGCCACCCAGGGCAGAAGCAGGGGACUGCUCCGAAGUUCUGCCAAGACUGAGGUUUUCUAUGACUCAAACUGGAGCUUCAGCAAGACUAAGGAUGUCCAAGACCAGAGCCAGAGGCCCAGCAAGGCUGAGGCUGCCCAGGGCAAAAGCCAGAGCGUGAGCUCAACUUCCAGCAAGGCCGAGUCCAUCUGGGGACCCAGCCCCAGUCUCAGCAAAACUGAGGUUGGUCAGGACCUCACCCACUAUGAAGCUCUCUGAAGGGACCACCCAGCCCUUCACUUCUUGCUGGGAAGGGGAGCAGUUCUACCCACCACUCCCCACACUGGCACUUAGCCAGCUGCCUCCUUCCAGAGCAAUUAAAAAUCUUAGCUGCCAGGCAUGGUGGCUAACGCCUAUAAUCCCAGUACUUUGGGAGGCCAAGGCCAGCAGAUCACCUGAGGUCUGGAGUUCAAGACAAGCCUGACCAACAUGGAGAAACCCCAUCUCUACUAAAAAUACAAAAUUAGCUGGCAUGGUGGCACAUGCCUGUAGUCCCAGCUACUUGGGAGGCUGAGGCAGGAGAAUUGCUUAGAACCCAGGAGGUGCAGGUUGCGGUGAACCGAGAUCAUGCCAUUGCACUCCAGCCUGUGCAACAAGAGUGAAAAUCCAUCUCAAUAAAUAAAUAAAAACAAAUAACAUAAAAGUCUUAGCAACAGUCCUCUGGUCCCAUAGCUGAGUUUAUUAUAUUUAUUCUCUUCUUUUAUAAAAUUAAAAACUUCUAAAACCAGG